Molecule: messenger RNA, 1732 nt
Organism: Zerene cesonia (dogface butterfly)
Lineage: Eukaryota; Metazoa; Arthropoda; Insecta; Lepidoptera; Pieridae
Gene: Dbp45A
Product: probable ATP-dependent RNA helicase Dbp45A
Exons: 9
Coding region: 92-1711 (539 amino acids)
Molecular function (GO): ATP binding; RNA helicase activity; nucleic acid binding
Source: RefSeq, a predicted model, not a curated record
AAGUUUUGAGGGAUGAAAUGAUCAAGAUUCCCAUGUGAUUGUGAUCAUUCUAUCGAAACAAACCUAUGAAAAGUUUAAUAAAAUCUACAUUAUGUUCCAAGAGAAUGAAGGAAAAGAGUUUGCUGAAUUAGGUGUAAAACCUUGGCUUAUAAAGCAGCUGGCGACUUUAGGCAUCAAAGCACCAACACCUAUACAAAAAGGAUGCAUUUCGAAAAUUCUAGAAGGACAUGAUUGUAUAGGUGCAGCUAAAACUGGAUCUGGAAAGACUUUUGCAUUUGCAUUACCUAUUUUACAACGUUUGGCUGAAGACCCUUUUGGGAUUUUUGCCCUCAUCUUGACUCCAACUCAUGAAUUAGCUUAUCAGAUUGCCGAUCAAUUUCAAAUUCUGGGUCAGCCUUUGAAACUCAGAGUAUGUAUAGUGACAGGUGGAUCGGAUCAAUUAGAGGAGUCAUUGAAACUGGCCAAGAGACCGCAUAUAGUUGUGGCUAUGCCUGGUCGAUUGGCUGACCAUAUAACAGGCUGUGAUACAUUCUCAUUGAGGAAGAUUAAGUAUUUGGUGUUGGAUGAAGCUGAUCGGCUAUUCAGUGAAUCAUUUGAAGAAGAUUUAAAAACGAUAUUUAGUGUGUUGUCACCGAACAGACAAAACUUAUUGUUCUCAGCUACAAUAACGGAUGAUGUGAAGGAGUCCAAGCUUUUGCCACUUAAUAAGGAUCAACUCCUCACAUGGUCAGAAUCAGAUGGUCAAGUGACAGUGAGCACGUUGGACCAACGCUACGUGGUGUGCCCCGCGUACGCGCGCGACGUGUACCUCGUGCAGACGUUGCGAAAGUACCGGGAGGGGAAGCCGAGCUCGCAUGUCAUUGUAUUCACGGAUACUAAGAAAGAGUGUCAAAUCCUCUCAAUGAUGCUAAAUGCGAUCGGCAUGGACAACGUCUGCCUGCACGGCUUCAUGCGGCAGAGGGAGCGGGUGGCCGCCCUCACACAGUUCCGCAGCAACCUCAAGUGCACCCUCAUUGCAACGAAUGUGGCUGCUAGAGGCUUGGACAUACCCACCGUGGACCUGGUCGUCAAUCACAAGCUACCGCUGGAGGCUAAGGAGUAUAUACAUAGAGUGGGUCGUACAGCCCGAGCUGGGAGGAGUGGAUUGGCGAUAUCCCUUAUCACUCCCUAUGAUAUCCUGCGACUCGGGGAGAUCGAAGAAAGGAUUAACACCAAAUUGACAGAGUAUAAAAUAGACGACGAGGAAGCAGUCAAAGUGUUCACGACGGUGAGCGUGACGCGCCGCGAGCAGGAGGCGCAGCUCGACAACGAGGAGUUCGAGCUGCGCAAGCGCAACUACCGGCACAAGCGCUGGAUACUCGCCGGGGUGGACCCGGAUGAGAUGGAACAUGGAUUGGAAGAAAUGCGCCGCAAGCGCAUCAAAGCUGCGAAAAAAGCUAAACUAGCGAAAAUAAAAGAAAUCCAAGCACAGAUAAAAGAUGAGGGAGCGAAACAGAACGAGAGCGAUCGUCUACAACAGAGUGAGAUAGAAGACAUUGAUAAAACUAUAAAAGAUGGACUUAAGAGAGUCAAUAAGACUUUAAUGAAAAAGGACGAUAGAUUCAAAAAUGUAAUUGGGAAAAUAAAUAAGAUUAAAAGAAAAGCAGAGAACAUCAAACAGAAGACGGGUGCAGAAAAGACUUCUAAAAAGAAGAAAAAAGUUGUUAAAUAAAUAUUUUUUAUAAUACUGAUA